This is a messenger RNA of Brienomyrus brachyistius, 883 nucleotides long. It is a transcript of the gene cfap107, whose product is annotated as cilia and flagella associated protein 107. The transcript is spliced from 4 exons. The coding region runs from base 106 to 759 and encodes 217 amino acids. The record is from RefSeq and is a predicted model, not a curated record. Lineage: Eukaryota; Metazoa; Chordata; Actinopteri; Osteoglossiformes; Mormyridae.
GCCUCCCGCGGGAAUCAUUGCUCUAAAUGUUGUAAACACAAAACUAAAAAUUAAUACGGAUAGCAGCAGCCUCCCUCCACCAACAAAUCAGUUAUAUAUGAAGGAAUGGGGAGACCCGAGACGAAGCUUGAUAUGUGGAAAAUAGAGAGGAAGUACAGCAGCAGAGUCCUCAUCGGGAACUGGCUUGAAGACAAACUUAAGUUUACUAAGGAGUUUCCCAGAACUGGUGGCAGCAGCACCUACCAGCAUGAUUACCGUCCAUGGAGGGACCAUGCACCCGACGUCCUUCUCAGAGGAGACGCGCUGCGAAGAGCUGAGGGCGUCCCUGCAGAGCUGCUCCUUUCCCACCACGGCACUCCACGUUCCCACUGCCUCGUCAGCCUGUACGACGAGAUGUACGGGCGCAAGCCCAGCUCUACCCUGAGGUCAUGGUACCCCGACAAGCUGGCCUGGGUGCCCGAGAGGUCGGACCAUCCUGUUCAAAGCCCUCCAACGAACUUUGGCCUGGCCGAGUCGUGGCGAGCCAGGUGGGGGCAGCAGCGGGGUGCCCUGCCCGCUGUGUCCAUGUACCGCUCUGCAUACCUCUGGCACUCCCCCUCUGCCUUUGUCCAGACCCGCUUCAUCCGCUCACCUUCCGCGCCUGCUGGUAGCUCUGCUACUGCCACCACGAGCGAUGCGGCACGGGGCCUCCCAUGGCGUCCAAGCAGCUGCACAGUCAACAAUACCGCAAGCCGCCUGCCUCUCCUACCUCAAGUGUAGGCACUCUGCUGUGGCCACACUCCCUGCUGCUCAACCAGUUCCCGGCUCCUCCCUCUAAACUAGAUCCUUUUCACGAAGUAACAUGUGGCAGUAAAUUAUUUAAAAAUAAAAAAAUCUCAUUUUA